AGUUYUGAACAAUCGGAAGUCAAAAAGUACUGUCUUUUCCCAAUUUGAAGUCACCUGAGGUUGUUAUGUUCAUUGAUAACAGAUUGGUGACUUAUUAAUAUUAUUAAUAGUCAGGGAUUUUUGGAUCUCCAAGGAGAAACGGACUGAGCUGUCUCUCACCGCAUUCGUUUGCAAACAAUAAAUGAUAAUACAGUUGUGGCAAAUCUACUCACCCUACCCCCUGAUAGUAUCACAAAAUGAUGACUGAAUUAGUUCUCCAUGAGGCAGCAUCAACAGGUGACUAUCAGGACCUACAGACAAUGCUAAUGCUAGGCCAUAUCGAYCCUAAYUAUAUGGAUGAAGACUUUGGUGAUAGGACAGCUUUGCAUUGGGCUUCCUCCAAAGGACACGCUAAAUGCGUCAAGCUUCUUCUAGAAUAUGGGGCAGACCCGACCGCGAAGAUGGUCGGGGGCUGGACAGCAGCUCACUGCGCAGCCGAGACAGGUAGAUUUAAYGUCCUGAAGAUUUUGGUCGAAAACAACGCACCCGUUACCUUACCUGAUAAUUCAGGUGAUACUCCAAGACGAGUGGCUGAGAUUUACGGACAUACAACAUGCGUCGAGUUACUCAAAAGUGCUGAAGACUCAGGUGAUCAGCGUAAACACGAAGUAAAAGAUAAAUUCCGUGAACAAACAAGAAAAAUAUCCAAAAUGCUUGGAGAAAAUCGUAAAGCAUUGGAGAAAACGUAACAGUUCAGUCGAUUAGCGCUUACGAAGCUAAGAAGAGUGUUUUCAUGCCAAGAUAUCAGUCCUCGAUAGUAGCUAGUAGUGGGAACAAGCGGCAGCUUCACCAGUUAUAUACACCACAAGACUCCACUUCUCAGCCCAGAGGAGUGAACUUUCUCCCAGUUGAAUUAGUUAUUUCAGAAAUAGCUGUCAAAAUGUGCCAUUCAAUGGCCAGUAAUUCCUCGGAUACAAAGCACUGCAAACCACAACAACCUAAAGCUAUUUGUACAUUCGCCGGUUUUUCUGGACACUUUUUCGAGUUACAUAUACGUGCACUUUACAAAGAAAUAAAGAAACAAGGCAACUGAGAAAAAGACGCUGAAUUAAAGUACUUUUAAUAUUAAAAUAUUGUCGAGCUUGUAGUUUGACCAUGCAAUUCUCGUAUAUGAAUUAGAACUUUUAUUUUACAUCCAAUGGAUCAAAAUGGUCGGCUUAUAUACAAUUGUACUAUUUACAGAUCUCAAAGAGACUCAAGUAAUACGUGAAAUUGCGUAACUGUAGUGUUAAUUGUAGUGUCACGAGCUGCGUGACACUCUCCUUGUCUUAAUAAUUGGCACCUUCGAUCAGUGAAAUCGUGUAUUGGUACAAUAGUGACAUCCUCGGRAACCAAGGGGCUGUUAGUGGGGGCCGAGUGAGAUUGGAGCGAAGCCCCACUAAAAAUCCCUUGGRUUCCCGAGGAUGGCUUGGGGAAUGUCGUUGCCGAUGUAUUUUAUGAACCAUACCUUCGUGUACUAAGGUUAAUGAAACGUGUUUACUCAUAGCCUGAAAAAAUGAUAUUUUUGGAUUCUAACCUUCGCUCUAUUACYUUGCUGAUAAACUAAAUUAAUGAUCGAUUCAGAUUUCUUCAUUCUUCCAWGGGUAUUCCUUAUCAAAUCGUUAUUUCAAAGAUCGGGUCAUCAAUGCAGACGAUUGUCUGGUAAAAACUCCAGAUUGCAUUGGGGUCAACCAUGCAGUUCUUGUACUAUUAGUACGCUUUUUGAUUUCACAUUAAAAUGUACAACUUUAGGGUAWGGGUUAACGCAAAUUCAACACAAAUGAUGCGCCAUACUAAUUAAUUUGCACUUGCGACAUACGUGAUUUAAACUUUAAUUGUAAAAUUUUUUCAAAGAAGUUUCUGUCAUCGAAGUCUUAUUUUAUGGUAGACUGAUCGAGAUUUCAACGAU
Exaiptasia diaphana is the source of this 1927-nucleotide messenger RNA. Its product is annotated as ankyrin repeat domain-containing protein 66. The coding region runs from base 237 to 728 and encodes 163 amino acids. Gene Ontology annotation, molecular function: protein binding. The transcript is spliced from 4 exons. NCBI's taxonomy places the organism in Eukaryota, Metazoa, Cnidaria, Anthozoa, Actiniaria, Aiptasiidae. The record is from RefSeq and is a predicted model, not a curated record.